Aricia agestis (brown argus) is the source of this 1191-nucleotide messenger RNA. RefSeq names its product odorant receptor Or2-like (gene Or-27). The record is from RefSeq and is a predicted model, not a curated record. The transcript has 5 exons. The coding region runs from base 1 to 1191 and encodes 396 amino acids. NCBI's taxonomy places the organism in Eukaryota, Metazoa, Arthropoda, Insecta, Lepidoptera, Lycaenidae. Gene Ontology annotation, cellular component: plasma membrane. Gene Ontology annotation, biological process: sensory perception of smell; detection of chemical stimulus involved in sensory perception of smell. Gene Ontology annotation, molecular function: olfactory receptor activity; odorant binding.
AUGUCGUCCCUGCUUAAUAGGUUUGAGGAUCCAGAAAAUCCUCUGUUAGGUCCUACGCUAUGGGGCCUCCAGACUUGGGGAAUGUGGCAACCAAAACCUGGUUUAGCCAAAAACUUGUACAAUCUUCUACAUUUUCUGAUUAUAUUCUUCAUAAUCAGCCAAUAUGUGGAGCUAUGGAUCAUAAGAGAGAACCUCGAAAUGGCGCUCAGAAAUCUCUCGAUAACCAUGCUCAGUUCUGUUUGCGUCAUCAAAGCUGGUACUUUCGUAUUUUGGCAGAAAAACUGGAGGGACAUCGUGGAUUUUGUAAGGCAUUUUGAAUCCUAUCAACGGCGAAAAAAGGAUGAUAUUACUCAGAAUUUCUUAGAUGACUACAAACGAUACUCCAGAAAAGUCACCGUUUGCUAUUGGAGCCUAGUCGCAGCUACAGUUUUUACGGUGGUUUUGACACCGUUAGCCAGUUUCAUGUCGUCCGCAGAAUAUAGGAUGCAAAUACGUAACGGUACUAAGCCUUAUCCAGAAAUUCUGAGCUCCUGGACGCCGUUCGAUAGAACUCGAGGCAUCGGGUAUAUUUUGUCACUGGUGAUGCAUGCACUCAUAUGCGUGUACGGUGGUGGUAUUGUCGCGAAUUACGACACCAACGUAGUUGUUCUGAUGUCGUUUUUCACUGGCCAGCUUGGUCUACUACGGGCUAAAUGUGAGCGGUUGUUUGAGAAUAUUAACUCGUACAGCGAUGCAGUGAAGAAUGUUCGAGAGUGUCACAAGCACCAUGAUCUUUUGGUCAGGUAUGCCAAGAUUUUGGACUCCGUAUUAUCUCCAGUCUUAUUCGUUUACGUCAUCAUCUGCUCUCUGAUGAUAUGCGCGAGCGCCACACAACUAACUUCAGAAGGAACAACAGCUAUGCAACAAGUGUGGAUUGCUGAGUACCUAGCGGCACUGAUUGCACAGCUGUUCCUAUACUGCUGGCAUAGCAACCAAGUUUACUACAUGAGCCUGGUGGUUGACACCGGAGUGUACCAAAGUGGUUGGUGGUCUCAGGAGGUGAGGAUGCGGCGCUGCGUACUGCUGCUGGCUGGUCAGCUGAACAGGAACAUCAUAUUCUCCGCAGGACCCUUCACCAAGCUAUCUGUACCUACUUUUGUCACUAUACUGAAAGGAUCAUAUAGCUACUACACUAUAUUGAGCAAGAAAUAG